AUGUCCAAGCUCCUCGUCGUGUUCGGCGCCACAGGCGCACAGGGCGGCUCGUUGAUAGACUAUGGCCUCCAAGACGCACCGCUCUCCAAGGAAUACCGUCUUCGCGGAAUCACGCGCAACGGUUCGAAACCGUCCGCUGUCAAAUUAGCAGCCAAAUGCGUCGAGAUGGUCGAGGCGAGUACCAAUAUCCCCUCUUCUCUUGCUGCGGCUGUCGAGGGCGCGGAUGCUCUGUUUGCGGUUACUGAUUCCUGGAACAGCAAAUCCCCUUCCACUGAAAUCGCACAGGGAAAAGCCAUAGCCGACGCAGCGCUCGCCGCGGGCGUAAUGGUAAUAAUCUUCUCGUCUCUGUCCUCCAUCUCAAAGAUGUUGAAUGGCGAGGUCACGUCUCUGCCCCAGUUCGAUGGCAAGGCUGUCGUCGAAGAGUGUAUUCAAGGAUUAUCGGUCCCGGUCAGCGUGUUUUACCUCGCGGGGUGGUAG
This is a messenger RNA of Aspergillus calidoustus, 477 nucleotides long. The record is from the annotation of a GenBank genome assembly. Lineage: Eukaryota; Fungi; Ascomycota; Eurotiomycetes; Eurotiales; Aspergillaceae.